AUGUCGGCAACAUUGUCGCGCGGCUCGCUCCAACCGGGCCAGCAAAAGCUGGCGGAGAAAUUUACCAUUCUGAAUGACAGGGGCAUCGGGAUGCUCACUCGAGUCUAUAAUAUCAAGAAGGUAAGGUACCCACUGUAAUUCUUAGGUUCAUAGUAAAUUGUAACUACAUUCAAGAGAAAUGAAAGAUCAAACCCCACAAUUAUCUGUGAUGUAUGGCAGAAACCUUCAUUUGAAAUCCAAAGGAUGACGGCUAGGGCUGCAGAAUUCCAGUCAAGGCCCUGUUGAAAUGUGUUGCAGUAUAAGCUAGUUAUGUGGCUAGCCAAGCCCUGUCAUCAGUAGGCCAAAUUACGGUUUUCUGAGAUUUGUCUAUUUCAAUCUUCGUAUAACAAUAAUAAAAACUCAUAGGCCAUUGAAAGCUGUUGCUCACUGCCUUUGAAAGAAAAUAGUAUCUCACUGAAAUAGCCUAAUGUAGUUACAUGCCUAGCUAUACAAUCAUUUUUGUGCUUGAUGGCUAGCUAGUUAUAUAGUUUCUCCUGCAUAAAUCACCACAUUGCUAAUAUAAUAUUCAAACAAAUUAAGAAUAGAAUGCUUUUCUGGAUUCCUGAGCUAUUGGUGAGAUUGAAAUCAGAGAUCAAUCAAUAUAAUGGGAACACAUAAUCUGUCGGAUUAGUAGAUACUAGAGUAAUAACAUUAACACUAUCUGACAGAGACACUAGGCCUAUAUUUUCUGACAACAAUCAGUUGUUGAUGUAGACUAUUUUUAUUCAACCGUCACAACACCCAGUAGGCCUAAACACUCACUAAACACCCAACACAAAUCAACACAUCCGUGGGCAAAUUGCACAUCAUGACUGUAGGAUACUAACCAAUGGCAUGGCAGUAUCUACAGUUGUAGUACAUGUAUUGGAUAUGGUUGUUACACAGUUCUUGUAGAGUUGUUAUUUAAUUGAAUGCCUGAUGCACAGCAACACAAAGGUCCUGUUUUAAAAAUCACACAAUAAAACACAUGUUCGCAGGAUAGAAGGGAGAAAGAAAGCACUAUUUUAGAGAUUAUAAUGAUUUGUUUAUUACACUUGUGAAAGUGGUGACAUUAUGAUACAGAUUCCACACUAGGGCCAGUUUCCCGGACGUAAAUUAAGUUUAGUCCUGGACUAAAAAAACAUGUUAAAUGAAUGUGCUUUUUAGUCCAGGGCUCUUCAGACUAGACUCUUCAUCUGUGUCUGGGAAAUUGGCCCAUGAUGUUUAAUUUACUCAUUGUAAACUCCUAGAGAGAAGACCAUUCUUAGUAGUAGUAUUCCUAGUUUAAUACUGUUCACUAUUCAUUAUUACUUAUUCAUAGUAGGGACUGGGGAGGUGUCAUAAAAGGCAGAUUCCAUACUGGACGUUUCAGUCAGUGAAACAGAAAAGAGCAUUCUUAGUGUAGCUGUCCAUGUUAAUGGCCUUGAUACAGUGACAGUCAGUCCUUUAAUGAGGAGAGAGUACUGUGACUGUGUUUCAAAUCGCAACCUAUUCCUAUGCUCUGGUCAAAAGAGGUGCACUGUAUAGGGAAUAGGGUGCCAUUUGGGACACAGACUGGGUAUCAGAGAUGCUUGGACGACUUUGGGAAAAUGGCAGCAGAUAGAAGAUAGCUGGAGGCAGUCCAGCGUGUAGCUGAAAGGAGGCUGGUGGAGAAUAAUGCCUCUCUGCCUUGCUUGUCUGUCUGCCAGCCAAUCAACCCUUGUGCUGCCGGCCUAGUAGGCCUAGCCUUUUAUAGGCACCACAGAAUCAUCUCUGUGUCUCGCUCUCUCUAAACUCUCAAUUGAAGUUAGAUGGUGAUACAGAACAUUAGCAUAAAAACAUUAUGCAGCCCAAGUAAGAUACAGGAUUCAGAAGGGGAAAACAACUUUCCCCAGGACACAAGAUGACUAUCAUGAUGACCUAUAAGAUACAGGAUUGUCACAAUACACAAGAGCUGAGUUGUCUGCCGAUGUGUCACUCUGUAGCAGUUUUGCAGACAAUUUGUCAGUAAAAUUAGGCCAUUUAUAAACCUCAAUUGUCAUGCUCAGCAUGACACAAUACAUGCCAUGUCAUUUAUAUUCAUGGUACAUGUCUUGUUAUUGGGAAAAUAUACUGUACUUUAUUGAAACUGUGGCGGCGUUCAAUGCUUGUGCGUUGAACUAGCAGAUCUGUUGCUUGGCAACUGGUAGGCAUAGAUACUAGCUGACAGCACUUAUGAAGAAUUUCAGAUGGCUUUUUUGUUUCAGCUGUGAUUGUAGGCUGCGGCACAGGCCUACCUCAGUAAAUCAAAACUGUAGGCUUCUGCACAGGCCUAAGGCACACAGGCUUAUCAUAGGCCUACUGCUCACGUCUACUGCGCAUUCCUACUGCACACGCCUACUACUACCACUGGUCUACCCCAGUAAAGCACAUUACUGUAGCCUACUGCACAAGUCUACUAGGACUACCUCGGUAAAUCAAACAGCUUAGACUAGCAGCUUUAUCAAACACAAUUAAACGGAGCGUUCAUCCAAAAUGGAGAUCUAUUUCAUUCUCAUUUUGUUGAUACCCACUCAUCAAGUAACAUGUGAAUCUGAAGUUUCAGUGGCCAACAAUAUGGGAUUAUGUACGAAGAACAGCUUAUAGUUUAGCAUUAGAAUUGUUGACAGCAAAACAAUGGGACCCCUGAUAUGACAGCUGGCUGCAUGUGGGACACCACUGUCUGGGCCAGCAGUAUUGCUUUUUAUAUUGCUUACACCAGAGGUUCUCAAAGUGGGGUCCGUGUUACUGCAGGGUUCCGCGGCCAGAUCUCAAUAUUUGUUAUAUAUUUAUUUAUUUGACACCAAAAAAAAUCUAAUGAAUAUCACUAACAACAACAGAUUAGCCAAGGGAUCCGGGAAUAAGUUUAGAGGGUGUAAUUCAAUAUCAUAUUAUUCAUUUACAGUUCAUGUUCUUAACCCUGGACAACAUGGGCCUUGGAGGCUCAGCUGGAUAUUGGUAUCCACUACUCCACCAAUUAUACAUGUUUCAACUCAAUGCUUCUUGUAUUCCCACCCAUUUUUUUUUUUUUACAUGAAUGCACUGUAAUUUAAGAUGUAAAACUGCACAGUUUUUCCUCAUGGUAAAAUGUGUAGAAUUGCAGGAUAUUAGCUUUAAAGCUGCAACAACAACAAAAAUAUCUGCCCCAUGACAAAAUGUGUAGAAUUGCAGGAAAUUAGUUUAACAAGUUUAUUUUUUUCUCUCCAAUGCCAAGAGGUGGGCCUAUAAAAUGUUCCUUCCCAGGGCCUGAGAUUUGCACUGCUGACAUUUUAGUAGAUAUCUUAGUAUGCUAUUUUUAUCUAACUCAAGUUGUGUUCUGAUCAUGAGGGGGUCCCUGAUAAAUUUUCUAUCACAAAAGGGGUCCCUGGCCCCAAAGAGUUUGAGAACCCCUUAAACAACUGCCUGGCUUUUCAUAAUAAAAUAUCUCUGAUGAUAUAUCUGUCGUCUCACAAUAAUGUUUAUGUAGUGUGUCAGUGUCACAGAGUGCAAUAUUUGUUUUAAAAGUGAGUUACAGGUAUAAUGCAUUACGAUGCAGUUUUAGUACAUUGUAAGACUUGUCAUAAGCAUGUAUGACCCCCUUAUAAUGCAAUGUUGCAAUUUAUAUGUUCUGAAAAAUAUGCUACUGGCUGAAGAAUGUAGCCUUUCAAAUGUAGGUUUUCAAAUUGCUAAAAAUAACCAUGUUUGUGGAGAGGGGAGAGCUUCUUAUGACGUCAUAUAAUUGAAGGUGUAUCGCAUUAGUGGAAACUCCUGCUGUUCUCAUGGCAAGCCUGCUGGUUUUCACUAGCAGAAGUGACUUUUCGUAGCAGGUUAGGAGAACUUAUGCAGCAGGUUAGGAUAAUUAACAUGGCAGGGUUAGCUAAAACGCUAAAAUUGUCCUCGACUCGAACAUACAGUUGCGGCCAAAUAUAUUGGCACCCUUGUACUUUUCUUAAAUAAUUCCCUAUUUCAAUAAAUUUAAAACAGCUUUUGUCCUUCAACAUUGCAGAACCAAUUUUAUUUUUGUAAACUUAAGUUUACAAUUUUUAUUUAGAAAAUAAAGACUAAUGGCAUGGACAAAAUUAUUGGCACCCCGGUGCUAGUACUUGGUUGGACAGCCUUUGGCCAAGAUAAUUUCCAACAAAUACUUCUUGUAGCCAUCAAUGAGCUUGCUGCACCUUUUCUACUGACAAUUUGGCCCACUCUUCAGCAUAAACUGCUCUAAUUCUUCAAUGUUUGAGGGGGGCCCUCCACCAACUGCUGUUUUCAGAUCUCGCCAUAGGUUUUGGAUGUGAUUCAGAUUCAGACCACUCCAGAACAGUCCAGCAUCUCUUCUUGAAACAUUCCAGGGUGCUUUUUAUGUGUGUUUGGGGUUGUUGUCCUGCUGGAAGACCCACAACCUUAAACAGAGACACAGUUUUGGGACACUGGGUUGAACAUUGGAUAGCAGUACAGCAGAAAAAAACAUAAAUCAUCAUCCAUCCAUAUGUCAAUAACCAGAUCAAGACUUUAUCAGAACACUGAUGUAGUGAGUGCUGUAGCUUAGUGAGUAAGAGCGUUGUGCCAGUAACCGAAAGGUUGCUGGUUCUAAUCCCCGAGCCGACUAGGUGAAAAAUCUGUCGACGUGUCCUUAAGCAAGGCACUUAACCCUAAUUGCUCCUGUAAGUCGCUCUGGAUAAGAGCGUCUGCUAAAUGACUAAAAUGUAAAUGUGAAAUGUAAAAUGUCUGUAGGAAUUCAGUCAGCUCCUUGCUGUUGUAUGUUUCAGUCAGAGUCCUGAUAGACUGAGAGUCCUAUCAGGGGGAGAGGUCCAAGAUGAGGUCAGAGCAAGGGUCUCCUAUAGAUGCAGAAAAGAGGUCAAUGGAACGCAGACCGUGGGGGAUAGAAUAAAUAUGAUCUAAAAAAGUGGAUAUAUAGUCCCGUGUAGCUCAGUUGGUAGAGCAUGGCGUUUGCAACACCAGGAUUGUGGGUUCGAUUCCCACGGGGGGGCAGAAUGAAAACGUAUGCACUCACAGUGAGGGGAAAAAGUAUUUGAUCCCCUGCUGAUUUUGUACGUUUGCCCACUGACAAAGACAUGAUCAGUCUAUAAUUUUAAUGGUAGGUUUAUUUGAACAGUGAGAGACAGAAUAACAACAAAACAAUCCAGAAAAACGCAUGUCAAAAAUGUUAUUAAUUUAUUUGCAUUUUAAUGAGGGAAAUAAGUAUUUGACCCCUCUGCAAAACAUGACUUAGUACUUGGUGGCAAACCCUUGUUGGCAAUCACAGAGGUCAGACGUUUCUUGUAGUUGGCCACCAGGUUUGCACACAUCUCAGGAGCGAUUUUGUCCCACUCCUCUUUGCAGAUCUUCUCCAAAUCAUUAAGGUUUCAAGGCUGACGUUUGGCAACUCGAACCUUCAGCUCCCGCCACAGAUUUUCUAUGGGAUUAAGGUCUGGAGACUGGCUAGGCCACUCCAGGAGCUUAAUGUGCUUCUUCUUGAGCCACUUCUUUGUUGCCUUGGCCGUGUGUUUUGGUUCAUUGUCAUGCUGGAAUACCCAUAUACGACCCAUUUUCAAUGCCCUGGCUGAGGGAAGGAGGUUCUCACCCAAGAUUUGACGGUACAUGGCCCGUCCAUCGUCCCUUUGAUGCGGUGAAGUUGUCGUGUCCCCUUAGCAGAAAUAACACCCCCAAAGCAUAAUGUUUCCACCUCCAUGUUUGACGGUGGGGAUGGUGUUCUUGGGGUCAUAGGCAGCAUUCCUCCUCCUCCAAACACGGCGAGUUGAGUUGAUGCCAAAGAGCUCCAUUUUGGUCUCAUCUGACCACAACACUUUCACCCAGUUCUCCUCUGAAUCAUUCAGAUGUUCAUUGGCAAACUUAAGACGGCCCAGUAUAUGUGCUUUCUUGAGCAGGGGGACAUUGCGAGCACUGCAGGAUUUCAGUCCUUCACGGCGUAGUGUGUUUUCUUGGUGACUAUGGUCCCAGCUGCCUUGAGAUCAUUGACAAGAUCCUCCCGUGUAGUUCUGGGCUGAUUCCUCACCGUUCUCAUGAUCAUUGCAACUCCACAAGGUGAGCUCUUGCAUGGAGCCCCAGGCCGAGGGAGAUUGACAGUUCUUUUGUGUUUCUUCCAUUUGCGAAUAAUCGCACCAACUGUUGUCACCUUCUCACCAAGCUGCUUGGCGAUGGUCUUGUAGCCCAUUCCAGCCUUGUGUAGGUCUACAAUCUUGUCCUUGACAUCCUUGGAGAGCUCUUUUGUCUUGGCCAUGGUGGAGAGUUUGGAAUCUGGUUGAUUGCUUCUGUGGACAGGUGUCUUUUUAUACAGGUAACAAGCUGAGAUUAGGAGCACUCCCUUUAAGAGUGUGCUCCUAAUCUCAGCUUGUUACCUGUAUAAAAGUCACCUGGGAGCCAGAAAUAUUUCUGAUUGAGAGGGGGUCAAAUACUUAUUUCCCUCAUUAAAAUGCAAAUCAAUUUAUAACAUUUUUGACAUGCGUUUUUCUGGAUUUUUUUGUUGUUAUUCUGUCUCUCACUGUUCAAAUAAACCUACCAUCAAAAUGAUAGACUGAUCAUUUCUUUGUCAGUGGGCAAACGUACAAAAUCAGCAGGGGAUCAAAUACUUUUUUCCCUCACUGUAACUGUAUGUCGCUCUGGAUAAGAGCGUCUGCUAAAUGACUUAAAUGUAAAUAUUUGUCAAAUCCGUCAUGAUUGAUGUAUUGUAACAAGACACAAUGUGGUUGCUGAAGUCCGAUUUGGAUAUAUUUGGCUGUUUUCGCUGCAUAACAUUUAGAAGUUGUUCCUUUUCAGGUUUAGAAGAGGUGACACAUAAGCUGGUAGCAUAGCUAGCAUACAGAAAUCGGUGGUGGUAGUCAAAGUUGUUUUUAACUGCAAUGCAGUUGAUUGGUGAUGAUGACAUGAGCAUAUAUUGGGGUUGACAUCUAUACAAGCAUUUAUACUCAGAUUUUUACCUCAACAUAGUGUGAAAUACAUAUAUAAACAAAAGCCUAAAUUUAGGCUAAUUUUACUGGGGGGCAAUGAGGAAACUCUGGAUAUUUCUCUCUCGCAUUUCCAUUGUUUGGGUCGAGUUCCAUUGACCACUUUACUGCAUCUAUGAGGUCAGAAGGAGGGCUUCCUAUGAGGUCAAAUGGGGGGGUCUACGAUGAGGUCAGAGGGAGGGUCUCCUCAAUCUGUUAUUCACUCUCCUAUGAUCCUGUUAGCACUGGGGAAGCGCUGUUAGCACUGGGAAGGAACAGGUAGCAGUGUUAGCACGGGGGAGGAACAGUUAGCACUGGGGAAGCACUGUUAGCACUGGGGAAUCACUGUUAGCACUGGGGAGGAACAGUUAGCACUGGGGAGGAACAGUUAGCACUGGGGAGGAACAGUUAGCACUGGGGAGGAACAGUUAGCACUGGGGAAUCACUGUUAGCACAGGGGAGGAACAGUUAGCACUGGGGAAUCACUGUUAGCACUGGGGAAUCACUGUUAGCACUGGGGAAUCACUGUUAGCACUGGGGAGGAACAGUUAGCACUGGGGAAGUACUGUUAGCUCUGCUAGCACUGGGGAAGCCCUGUUAGAACUAUUAGCAAUAGCACUAGAGAAGAAGUGCUUAUGGUAGUCAGUACAGUGUCAGUGCUGCUCACUAAAUUAGACCAAGUUAUCUCAACUAGUCUCAGACCAAGGUUGUUGGAUGAAGCACAGAAACAUAUUUUAUUUUGCUCCUUUUGAUUUUGCACAUUUUUAAACAAAAUAUUUACAACAAAGUGAAUUAAUCUAUGUCAUUUUACUGUUAGACAUGUUCUGUUAUUUUGUGUAUGUUGUGAAUUGCCUAACUGCCUUUGUCAGCUGAGUGAAAUGAUCAAAUAUGUUGACUUAAUACUUUACGGGUUGUGUGCAUGAAAUGUUUUAGGCCAUAUUAUUUUGGGGUUCAUUGGUAGAUGCACUGGCUUUGCAUUUUCCUUGGUUUUACUUGCAUGUUUCUGUUCCUACUUGUACUUAUCAAACAAUACGUUAUGUCCUCUCUUAAACUUAAAGCCUUAAUACUCUAUUGUGUUGCUACUCUAGGAGGAGUGUCUCCAGCAUGGUGUGAGCUAGUGGUUGAACAACGCUUUGACAGGCAGCACAUUAAUUAUUGUGCACAGUGUAAGGCCAAACUAUCCCUCAACAAAUAUCCCGGAAGUAAAACCCACAGCCUUUUUAAUGUAGAGAUGCAUGGUUCUAUGUUUUAAACCUGACUUUACCUGUGUUUACCUCUGUUUACCUGUGUGGUUUUCUCUCUUUCUAUCACAAUGCUUCCCUCAGCAAGGACAAGUUUGGAAGGUUUGCUCAGCUCUUCCCUAAAUCACUCCCCCUCGUUCUACCCCUCCCUUCUAUCCUACCAGCAUCAUGUCCCAGAAUUACUUGUAUACUACUCAGUACUCACAACGUUCACAAUUCAACAAACAGGCCCAUCCCAAAGUGCAAUUGAAUCACUGUAAUUAUUUUAUUAGGUUAAAAUAGAUAUUAUAUUUGCUAUUGUGCAUUUUUUCCCAGUUUUAUUUCUUACAUGAAAUCUAACAGUUGCAAAGACUAUCUCAACUUGUUAUUAAAAAAAGGUGAGCACCUAUAGUCCAACAAUUAGAUCAGAAUACAUUAAAGCUUUAACCAUGGUCUUCUUUUGGUUUGUGAGCAUCGAAUUCACAGUUUCUGGACAUUUGCACCACAAAAAGUAUGUAUUUUUGGGGGGGAUUGAAGAUCAGGCAAUGGGAAGAGAUAGGGCCUGGUUGAAUUCACUGACACUUCAUUAUGCAAUUCAACAGUGCUCUGCUCUCCUCUGCAAAAUGAAAGUGUUCCCUGCAUGGAUCCAUCACAUCGUAUCACUAAUCAUGAAUCUAGUCUUGAUGAUAUGAGGAGUUGAACAUACUCUUUCUCUAUAUGUUUGUCGCUCUACUGUUUUAGUUUUAGUGUAUUGCGAACCUCGAAACGCUUAUGUGUUAUAGACUGACUGAAUACUCAAACAUAACCAUUCCUGUUUUGUCAGGCUGCCGUGCAUGCCCAGUGUCGUGUACCAUACACCACCCUACCUCAAACAUACAUCUGCUAACUUUUUGUUGCUUAUAACAUCUAUGUUGUAACACACAGUUCAACUAUCUUCUCUCCCAGUAGGAGUAUGCCCAUGCACUGCUUUCUCACUAACUCCUCUCCAAACUCCCAUACAGCACUCUGUCAGUAGAAAUGUAUUCAUACUCUCUAUCUCAGUCCAUCUCUCUAUCUCUUGCUCUCUCGCUGUCUCUCAUACACUCACUCAAAACGUGACCAAAAUACUACUUUCAUAAUUUGCCUCAUCAUCCUAUCAGUUGUUAUCUGCCAAUGUUUUGUUGUUGUUAGUAUUAUUGUUGAUGCAUCUUUAGCGUUAUUCUGUGUUUUUGACCCUCUUCAUUAUAGGCAUGUGGUGACCCCAAAGCCAAACCAUCCUAUCUAAUAGACAAGAACCUGGAGUCUGCUGUCAAGUUCAUUGUCAGAAAAUUCCCAGCGGUUGAAACACGCAACAACAAUGUAAGUCUGUCUAUUACAUGUAUAUAACAAAUAUAUUUCAUGUUAUUUCAGCUCAUUUUAAUGCUGCUUGGUAUCUACAGUGGGGAGAACAAGUAUUUGAUACACUGCCGAUUUUGCAGGUUUACCUACUUACAAAGCAUGUAGAGGUCUGUCAUUUUUAUCAUAGGUACACUUCAACUGUGAGAGACGGAAUCUAAAACAAAAAUCCAGAAAAUCACAUUGUAUGAUUUUUAAGUAAUGAAUUUGCAUUUUAUUGCAUGACAUAAGUAUUUGAUCACCUACCAACCAGUAAGAAUUCCGGCUCUCACAGACAUGUUAGUUUUUCUUUAAGAAGCCCUCCUGUUCUCCACUCAUUACCUGUAUUAACUGCACCUGUUUGAACUCGUUACCUGUAUAAAAGACACCUGUCCACACACUCAAUCAAACAGACUCCAACCUCUCCACAAUGGCCAAGACCAGAGAGCUGUGUAAGGACAUCAGGGAUAAAAUUGUAGACCUGCACAAGGCUGGGAUGGGCUACAGGACAAUAGGCAAGCAGGCAACAACUGUUGGCGCAAUUAUUAGAAAAUGGAAGAAGUUCAAGAUGACGGUCAAUCACCCUCGGUCUGGGGCUCCAUGCAAGAUCUCACCUCGUGGGGCAUCAAUGAUCAUGAGGAAGGUGAGGGAUCAGCCCAGAACUACACGGCAGGACCUGGUCAAUGACCUGAAGAGAGCUGGGACCACAGUCUCAAAGAAAACCAUUAGUAACACACUACGCCGUCAUGGAUUAAAAUCCUGCAGUGCACGCAAGGUCCCCCUGCUCAAGCCAGCGCAUGUCCAGGCCCGUCUGAAGUUUGCUAAUGACCAUCUGGAUGAUCCAGAGGAGGAAUGGGAGAAGGUCAUGUGGUCUGAUGAGACAAAAAUAGAGCUUUUUGGUCUAAACUCCACUCGCCGUGUUUGGAGGAAGAAGAAGGAUGAGUACAACCCCAAGAACACCAUCCCAACCGUGAAGCAUGGAGGUGGAAACAUCAUUCUUUGGGGAUGCUUUUCUGCAAAGGGGACAGGACAACUGCACCGUAUUGAGGGGAGGAUGGAUGGGGCCAUGUAUCGCGAGAUCUUGGCCAACAACCUCCUUCCCUCAGUAAGAGCAUUGAAGAUGGGUCGUGGCUGGGUCUUCCAGCAUGACAACGACCCGAAACACACAGCCAGGGCAACUAAGGAGUGGCUCCGUAAGAAGCAUCUCAAGGUGCUGGAGUGGCCUAGCCAGUCUCCAGACCUGAACUCAAUAGAAAUUCUUGGAGGGAGCUGAAAGUCCGUAUUGCCCAGCGACAGCCCCGAAACCUGAAGGAUCUGGAGAAGGUCUGUAUGGAGGAGUGGGCCAAAAUCCCUGCUGCAGUGUGUGCAAACCUGGUCAAGAUCUACAGGAAACGUAUGAUCUCUGUAAUUGCAAACAAAGGUUUCUGUACCAAAUAUAAAGUUCUGCUUUUCUGAUGUAUCAAAUACUUAUGUCAUGCAAUAAAAUGCAAAUUAAUUACUUAAAAAUCAUACAAUGUGAUUUUCUGGAUUUCUGUUUUAGAUUCCGUCUCUCACAGUUGAAGUGUACCUAUGAUAAAAAUUACAUACCUCUACAUGCUUUGUAAGUAGGAAAACCUGCAAAAUCGGCAGUGUAUCAAAUACUUGUUCUCCCCACUGUAUAUGAAGUCCUUUACCUAUUGCACUACAAGGUCUGUGCGAUAAAGUGCAUUUAUUAAUUGCAUUAAUUGUUGUAUUUAGUUAUAUUUUGAUGAUAGUAUUUGACCCUUUUGAGAUAAAAUAGGCAUUGUAAAUGUAAUUCCAUCUGAGAUCCAUCAUCCUAUUUCUUCACUAUAUACAGUGGGGGAAAAAAGUUUGCCACCAAUUGUGCAAGUUCUCCCACUUAAAAAGAUGAGAGAGGCCUGUAAUUUUCAUCAUAGGUACACGUCAACUAUGACAGACAAAAUGAGAAUUUUUCUUCCAGAAAAUCACAUUGUAGGAUUUUUAAUGAAUUUAUUUGCAAAUUAUGGUGGAAAAUAAGUAUUUGGUCAAUAACAAAAGUUUCUCAAUACUUUGUUAUAUACCCUUUGUUGGCAAUGACACAGGUCAAACGUUUUCUGUAAGUCUUCACAAGGUUUUGGCAACACACUGUUGCUGCUGGUAUUUGGCCCAUUCCUCCAUGCAGCUCUCCUCUACGAGCAGUGAUGGUUUUGGGGCUGUCGCUGGGCAACACGGAAUUUCAACUCCCUCCAACGAUUUUCUAUGGGCGUUGAGAUCUGGAGACUGGCUAGGCCACUCCAAGGACCUUGAAAUGGCUUCUUACGAAGCCACUCCUUCGUUGCCCGGGCAGUGUGUUUGGGAUAUUGUCAUGCUGAAAGGACCCAAGCCACAUUUCAUCUUCAAUUGCCCUUGCUGAUGGGAAGGAGGUUUUCACUCAAACUUCAGACGGGCCUGGACAUGUACUGGCUUAAGCAGGGGGACACGUCUGGCACUGCAGGAUUUGAGUCCCUGGCGGCGUAGUGUGUUACUGAUGGUAGGCUUUGUUACUUUUGUCCCAGCUCUCUGCAGGUCAUUCACUAGGUCCCCCCGUGUGGUUCUGGGAUUUUUGCUCACUGUUCUUGUGAUCAUUUUGACCCCACGGGGUGAGAUCUUGUGUGGAGCCCCAGAUCGAGGGAGAUUAUCAGUGGUCUUGUAUGUCUUCCAUUUCCUAAUAAUUGCUCCCACAGUUGAUUUCUUCAAACCAAGCUGCUUACCUAUUGCAGAUUCAGUCUUCCCAGCCUGGUGCAGGUCUACAAUUUUGUUUCUGGUGUCCUUUGACAGCUCUUUGGUCUUGGCCAUAGUGGAGUUUGGAGUGGGACUGUUUGAGGUUGUGGACAGGUGUCUUUUAUACUGAUAACCAGUUCAAACAGGUGCCAUUAAUACAGGUAACGAGUGGAGGACAGAGGAGCCUCUUAAAGAAGAAGUUACAGGUCUGUGAGAGCCAGAAAUCUUGCUUGUUUGUAGGUGACCAAAUACUUAUUUUCCACCAUAAUUUGCUAAUAAAUUCAUAAAAACUCCUACAAUGUGAUUUUCUGGAGAAAAAAAAUCUCAUUUUGUCUGUCAUAGUUGACGUGUACCUAUGAUGAAAAUUACAGGCCUCUCUCAUCUUUUUAAGCGGGAGAACUUGCACAAUUGGUGGCUGACUAAAUACUUUUUUUUCCCCACUGUAUGUACCACCCACAUGUACAUUUCCAUAAAUGUUAUGUUAUGUAUGAUAAUUCUACCUUUUUAUAGGUAGCCUUUUUAAGUACAACUAAUUCAUUCUUACCCAGUUUGUCUUUUCAAGUGUUUUUCCACCCGAUGCUUAGCUAUCACCAUUGGCCUGCUUUCUAUUUAAUUUGAAAUGUUAAACGGCUUCUUUGGUGUAGCUGUCAUGUGGUUUGCUAUGUUGUACUUUUUGCUGCAGUGGUUCAUGUUUUACUUGGUCUGUGUUUUUUGUUUUGCAUGCUUAACUUCUUGGCUUUUUUCUGGAAUAUUAUUUUGGUAAGUUGAAGCUCCUCAGAGUUCCUUUUUUUCUAUGUUUUGCAUGUCUUAUUAUUGUCUAUGUAGCAGAUUUUCAUUUAAUUUAUUGCUAAUUCAUAUUUUUAUUAUAUUUCACACUCAAGUUUUUCGAUACUGCUAGGUAACAGUUAAUAGUUAGGUUGAAAAAAAUGCAGUUUUUGUUUGAAAAAUAGAAGAAGUAACAUUUGUUGUAGUGCAAGAGACCAGGUGUGUGUCCCAAAUGGCACCCUAUUCUCAUUAUAGUGCACUACUUUUACCUAGAGCCCUCUGGGCCUUGGUCAAAAGAAGCACACUACAUAGUGAAUAGAGUGCCAUUUGGGACGUACGCCAAAGAUAACAAUCAAGCAAACAUUACUUCACAUUUGGCUUGUGAGAGGCUAUCAUUGGUUAAAAAAGGCCCCAUUGUGACAGUGCUAAAAAUGCAGUCAUGUUGUCGAAGGCAACAUUAGUAUUUUGGAAUGAUAAAGGUGUUUUUGGUUAGAGCUCUACAUUUUUGCGUAGUCAAAAUGUCACCCUGACCCAUUGUGUGAUGUCCUUGGUAGUAUUUCUCAGGAUAUCUAGUUAUUCUAACAAAUUGAGAACACUGUACUACCAAACAUGUACUACCAAACACAGAUGUCAAAGUCACGAUAAAGCCAUAAUAAGUAUGCAAUGUUUGACCUCUUAUACCAGAUUCCAUCAGCCUAUUUGACUGUGCUCAUUGUUCCAUAGCAUCCAUACAAGUAACAUUCGUGUGUCCUGAGUUUAACUUUAGAGCACCUUGUUUUUGUUACAACCAUGUUUUUUUCUACAGCAACAGCUUGCACAACUACAAAAAGAGAAGUCUGAAAUCCUUAAGAAUCUAGCGUUGUAUUACUUCACAUUCGUAGAUGUGAUGGAGUUUAAGGUAUGUGCAAUUUAAGCAUCAUUCAAUGUAGUGAUAAUAGAGAACAGGUUUUAAGGUCCGUUGUCAAAUUAGCAGAAGCAUAAUAUGACUCUCUUGAUACCAAUGUACAGUACUCUAUAUACAUGUAUAAUGAUAAUCCAUCAUAAAUCAUAGUUACACUUAUUAUCAAGUUACUAUACUGUGAAAUGUACAUAAAUACUGUUUUCGUUCUCUCCUUCCAGGACCAUGUCUGUGAGCUGCUGAAUACUAUCGAUGCUUGCCAAGUAUUCUUUGAUAUUGUAAGACACAUUUAUUUAUACCAUGCAUGUAAUUACAGGAUGCUUUUGGUUAUUCCUCCGAGAUUAUAUCUAAAAGAUGUCAUGUUUUUACUUGGAUUAGAUAAGUACGGUGACCCUAAGGGGCGAAGUAGAUCGGUCUUGAUGUCAGUCCUAAUUUUGUUCCCAUAUCUUUUUACAGACUGUAAACUUUGACCUGACCAAAAACUACCUUGACUUGGUAGUGACCUACACUAACCUAAUGAUGCUACUGUCGCGGAUUGAAGAGAGGAAAGCUAUCAUUGGCCUCUACAACUAUGCCCACGAAAUGACACAUGGAUCAAGGUAAAACAAUAUUAAAAUAAGUUAAGUUUAACGGUUUUACACAUACAUUUCCAGUGGCGUUAUAUUAAAAUCUCUCUUUGUUUUGUAGAUUCAGACUUAGAAAUACCUGAGAACUACCAAUAUCAACAACAUUGUUGUAUGUUUGUUCCCCAUCUAGUGAUCGAGAGUACCCUAGGCUGGGACAGAUGAUCGUUGACUACGAGAACCCACUGAAAAAGAUGAUGGAGGAGUUUGUUCCACAUGGGAAGGUGAAUAGUGUCACCUGUAACUCAACAUGCUAUGUUCUUGUCCUGAGCACUGACAAUGAUAACACAUCUUUUGGUUACACUUUAUUAUAACUUUGAUGCUUAAGCCAUGUUUAUACAUGCUUAUAUUGCUUAUAAACUAAGGCACUGCAUCUCAGUGCUUGAGGCGUCACUACAGACCCCCUGGUUCGAUUCCAGGCUGUAUCACAACCGGCCGUGAUUGGGAGUCCCAUAUGGCGCCGCUUAAUUGGCCCAGCGUCAUCCUGGUUAGGGGAGGGUUUGGCCGGUGUAGGCCGUCAUUGUAAAUAAUAAUUUGUUCUUAACUGACUUGCCUAGUUAAAUAAAGGUAAAAUAUAUAUUUUUUUACUAAUAAUAAAAUACAGAUGUGUUAAUAGUAUGUACAGUUGUGGUCAAAAGUUUUGAGAAUGACACAUUAAUUUUCACAAAGUCUGCUGCCUCAGUUUUUUAUGAUGGCAAUUUGCAUAUACUCCAGAAUGUUAUGAAGAGUGCAAUUCAUCUGAUCAAAGUCCCUCUUUGCCAUGAAAAUGAACUUAAUCCCCCAAAAACAUUUCCACUGCAUUUCAGCCCUGCCACAAAAGGACCAGCUGACAUCAUGUCAGUGAUUCUCUCGUUAACACAGGUGAGAGUGUUGACGAGGACAAGGCUGGAGAUCACUCUGUCAUGCUGAUUGAGUUAGAAUAACAGACUGGAAGCUUUAAAAGGAGGGUGGUGCUUGAAAUCAUUGUUCUUCCUCUGUUAACAAUGGUUACCUGCAAGGAAACACGUGCCGUCAUCAUUGCUUUGCACAAAAAGGGCUUCACAGGCAAGGAUAUUGCUGCUAGGAAGAUUGCACCUAAAUCAACCAUUUAUUGGAUCUUCAAGGAGAGAGGUUCAAUUGUUGUGAAGAAGGCUUCAGGGCGCCCAAAAAAAGUCCAGCAAGCGCCAGGACCAUCUCCUAAAGUUGAUUCAGCUGCACCACCAGUGCAGAGCUUGCUCAGGAAUGGCAGCAGGCAGGUGUGAGUGCAUCUGCACGCACAGUGAGGCAAAGACUUUUGGAGGAUGGCCUGGUGUCAAGAAGGGCAGUGAGGAAGCCACUUCUCUCCAGGAAAAACAUCAGGGACAGACUGAUAUUCUGCAAAAGGUACAGGGUUUAGACUGCUGAGGACUGGGGUAAAGUCAUUUUCUCUAAUGAAUCCCCUUUCUGAUUGUUUGGGGCAUCUGGGGAAAAAAGCUUGUCCGGAGAAGAGAAGGUGAGCGCUACCAUCAGUCCUGUGUCAUGCCAACAGUAAAGCAUCCUGAGACCAUUCAUGUGUGGGGUUGCUUCUCAGCCAAGGGAGUGGGCUCACUCACAAUUUUGCCUAAGAACACAGCCAUGAAUAAAGAAUGGUACCAACACAUCCUCCGAGAGCAACUUCUCCCAACCAUCCAAGAACAGUUUGGUGACGAACAAUGCCUUUUCCAGCAUGAUGGAGCACCUUGCCAUAAGGCAAAAGUGGUAACUAAGUGGCUCGGGGAACAAAACAUCGACAUUUUGGGUCCAUGGCCAGGAAACUCCCCAGACCUUAAUCCCAUUGAGAACUUGUGGUCGAUCGUCAAGAGGCGGGUGGACAAACAAAAACCCACAUUCUGACAAACUCCAAGCAUUGAUUAUGCAAGAAUGGGCUGCCAUCAGUCAGGAUGUGGCCCAGAAGUUAAUUGACAGCAUGCCAGGGCGGAUUGCAGAGGUCUUGAAAAAGAAGGGUCAACACUGCAAAUAUUGACUCUUUGCAUAAACUUAAUGUAAUUCUCAAUAAAAGCCUUUGACACUUAUGGAAUGCUUGUAAUUAUACUUCAGUAUACCAUAGUAACAUCUGACAAAAAUAUCUAAAAACACUGAAUCAGCAAAAUUUGAAGACCAAUACUUGUGUCAUUCUCAAAACUUUUGACCACUGUGUUAAUAGUUGAUUAAUGCUUCUUCAUGAAAGUUAUUAUAAACUGUCAUAAACCAAUCUAUCUCUCUCCCUCCCCCUCCAUCCCCUGUAGUCGUUGUCAGACGCCCUGCUCUCCCUCCAGAUGGUGUACCCCAGACGAAUACCAUGUUAACCAGCCAUCAACAGUGUAUUUACCACUUAACCAGCCCGUCAGAACAGUGAGUUACCAUGCUUACCUCAGCAGUCAGACACGUGAUUACCAUGCUUAACCCAGCCCCAGUCAGACACAGUGAGUACCAUGCUUACCACCCGUCAGACCGUGAGUUACCCAUGCUAACCCGCCCAGUGAGGACACGUGAGUUACCAUGCUAACCAUGCCCUAGACACAGUGAUUCAUCUUAACCCAGCCCAGUCAGACACAGUGAGUUACCAUGCUUAACCCAGCCCAGUCAGACACAGUGAGUUACCAUGCUUAACCCAGCCCAGUCAGACACAGUGAGUUACCAUGCUUAACCCAGCCCAGUCAGACACAGUGAGUUACCAUGCUUAACCCAGCCCAGUCAGACACAGUGAGUUACAUGCUUAACCCAGCCCAGUCAGACACAGUGAGUUACCAUGCUUAACCCAGCCCAGUCACACAGUGAGUUACCAUGCUUAACCCAGCCCAGUCAGACACAGUGAGUUACCAUGCUUAACCCAGCCCAGUCAGACACAGUGAGUUACCAUGCUUAACCCAGCCCAGUCAGACACAGUGAGUUACCAUGCUUAACCCAGCCCAGUCAGACACAGUGAGUUACCAUGCUUAACCCAGCCCAGUCAGACACAGUGAGUUACCAUGCUUAACCCAGCCCAGUCAGACACAGUGAGUUACCAUGCUUAACCCAGCCCAGUCAGACACAGUGAGUUACCAUGCUUAACCCAGCCCAGUCAGACACAGUGAGUUACCAUGCUUAACCCAGCCCAGUCAGACACAGUGAGUUACCAUGCUUAACCCAGCCCAGUCAGACACAGUGAGUUACCAUGCUUAACCCAGCCCAGUCAGACACAGUGAGUUACCAUGCUUAACCCAGCCCAGUCAGACACAGUGAGUUACCAUGCUUAACCCAGCCCAGUCAGACACAGUGAGUUACCAUGCUUAACCCAGCCCAGUCAGACACAGUGAGUUACCAUGCUUAACCCAGCCCAGUCAGACACAGUGAGUUACCAUGCUUAACCCAGCCCAGUCAGACACAGUGAGUUACCAUGCUUAACCCAGCCCAGUCAGACACAGUGAGUUACCAUGCUUAACCCAGCCCAGUCAGACACGGUGAGUUACCAUGCUUAACCCAGCCCAGUCAGACACAGUAUGCCACUUAGUUUUGAUCCAAAGCGACUUACAGUACAGUGGGUGUGUACAGUAAUGUGAUCCCUGCAGGAGUUGAACCCAUGACUAUGGUGUUGCUAGUGCCAUACUUGAGCCACACAUGACCAUCAAUACAGUGCCUGCUUACAGAAAGUCUACACCCCCCUUGGAUUUCUUCAAAUGUUAUUGUGUUACAAAUUGGGAUUAAAAUUGAUUUAAUUGUCAUUUUUUUGUCAAUGAUGUACACAAAAUACUGUAAUGUCAAAGUGGAAGAAAAAUGCUUUAUUUUUUUAUUUAAUGAAAAAUAAAACACUAUCUUGAUUAGAUAAGUAUUCACCCCACUGAGUCAAUACAUGUUAGAAUCACCUUUGGCAGCGAUUACAUGUAUGAGUCUUCUUGGGAAAGUCUCAUAAGAGCUUUGCACACUAGUAUUGUGCAAUAUUUGCCCAUUAUUCUUUUCAGAAUUCUUCAAGGUCUGUCAAGGUAUUGGGGAUCAUGGCUAGACAGCGAUUUUCAAGUCUUGCCAUAGAUUUCCAAGCAGACUUAAGUCAAAACGGUAACUUGGCCACUCAGGAACAUUCACUGUCUUCUUGGUAAGUAACUCCAGUGUAGAUUUGGCUUUGUGAUGUAGGUUAUUGUCCUGCUAAAAGGUGAAUUCCUCUCCCAUUGUCUGGUGUAAAGCAGACUGAAGCAGGUUUUCCUCUAGGAUUUUGCCUGUGCUUAGCUCCAUCCCAUCUCUUUUCAUCCUGAAAAACUCCCCAGUCUUUGCUGAUGUCAAGCAUACCCAUGCCAUGAUGCAGCCACCACCAUGCUUGAAAAUAAAGGGGCAGUUACUCAGUGAUGUGUUUUGUUGGAUUUGCUCCAAACAUAACGCUUUGCAUUAAGGCCAAAAGUGUAUUCCUCUGCUGUGUUUUUUUUUUCAGUAUUACUUUAGUGCCUUGUUGCAUACAAGAUGCAUGUUUUGGAAAAUUAUUUUUAUUCUGUAUAUUUGUAUUCUUCUCACUCUGUCAUUUAGGUCAUUAUUGUGGAGUCUCUACAAUGUUGUUAAACCACCCUCAGUUUUCUCCCAUCACAGCCAUUGAACUCUGUAGCUGUUUCAAAAUCACCAAUGGCCUCAUGGUGACAUCCCUAAGCAGUUUCCUUCCUGUCCUGCAGCUCAGUUCAGAAGGACCACUGCAUCUUUCAUGUGUCUGGGUACUUUAAUACAUAAUCCAAAGCAUAAGUAUUAACUUGACCAUGCUUAAAGAUAUAUUCAAUGUCUGAUUUGUUAUUGUUACCCACCUACCAAUCACUGCCCUUCUUUGAGGCUUUCGAAAAGCUCCCUGGUCUUGUAGUUGAAUCUGUGCUUGAAAUUCAAUACUUGACUGAGGGACCUUACAGAUGUUGUAUGUAUGGGGGACAGAGGAAGGGGUAGUCAUUCAAAAAUCAACCCCUAUUAUUUCACACAGAGUGAGUACAUAUAACUUAUUUAUGUGAUUUGUUAAGCCACAUUUUACUUCUGAACUAAUUUAGGCUUGUCUUUAUCAAAGGGGGUGAGUACUUUUGUAACAACUAUAUUUUAGUUAUUUAAUUUGUAGAAUUUUCUUUUCACUUUGAAAUUAUGGACUAUUUUGUGUGGAUCAAUGACAAAAUGACAAUUAAAUAUAUUUCAAUCCCACUUUGUAAUGCAACAAAGUGGAAAAAGUUCAAAGGGGUGUAGACUUUCUAUAGGCACUGUGGAUCUCUCCGAUCACACCUUUUCCUGCUCACAGUCACAUGCAUUGACCUAUGAUUCUGUUUGUUCUAGAUGCCCUGUGAAUACUUGUCCCUGGACGCAAUGGAGAAGUGGAUAGUAUGUAAGUGUUUAUAGAGUACAGUCUGACCUAAUUGAUUUGAUAGGUUUAUACCAUUGGAGGGAAGGGGGAGCAUGAUCAUUAGGUUCAGGUAUAGGCCUAUUUAACAUCAGUGUACAUUUCCAAAAACACACAACACGUUAAAACACAGGUAAAAAUAUACAUCAGUCUAAAUAUUCGGAUUCCCUACAAAUACUCUGUCUCUGUCCUUGUGUUUGUGUGUCAGUUGGCUUCAUCCUGUGUCAUGGGGUCCUGAACAGUGACCAGGCAGCUCUGAGCCUGUGGAAGCUGGCUCUUCAGAGCAGCACCUGCCUCUGUCUCUUCAGAGACGAGGUGUUCCACAUCCACAAGGCUGCUGAGGACCUCUUCAUCAACAUCCGCGGGUGAGGGAUCACACAUUAAAACUAACCUAAUGGCCUGUUUUCCUGGGACCCAGAUUAAGCCUAGUCCUUGACUGAAAAGCAUGCUCAAUGAGGGACAGUUUAAGAAUAUACCCAGGCAAUUGUUAAGUGUGUAUGAGUAAAUUUAACUAUUCUUCCUUUUCAUUUCACAGUUACAAUAAGCGUGUGAAUGACAUCAAAGAGUGCAAAGAACAAGCGUUGUCACAUGCGUAAGUGCCUCUCAAAUGUAUCUAGUUUACUGUUUAGGAUGCAAUUCAACACAGAGGUUUUGAAUGGUAUUUGCCACACUAUCCUCUCAGAAUGUGAUUGUUUGUUUUGUUACAGAGGCUUGAUGCACAGAGAAAGACGCAAGUUCCUGAGAUCUGCCCUGAAGGAGCUGGCCACAGUCCUAUCUGACCAGCCAGGAUUACUGGGGCCUAAAGUACUGCAUCACUGCUCUUUCAUCACGGCUCCAUUUUGACACUUUUAUUUAGACAGUAUAGAAAUCAGAAGGGGAUACAGGCAGGUGGGAGAAACAGUGGGAAGGGUAGACACAGGGAUUGAACCCCAGUCUCAGGUGGGGAGAUUUGUAUAUGUGACUUCUGCUGGGUGUGUUGCCACUCAACCACAGCUCUGCACCUGCACUACUGCUCUCUAGUUGGACUAACACUAUAGGCACUCUAGUUGUGUUAACAUGAUAAUGCAAGUUGGACUAACACUAUAGGCGCUCUAGGUGUGUUAACAUGAUAAUGCUAGUUGGACUAACACUAUAGCCACUCUAGGUGUGUUAACAUGAUAAUGCUAGUUGGACUACAGUGGAGGCUGCUGAGGGUAGGACGGCUGAUAAUAAUGUCUGGAACGGAGAAAAUGGAAUGGCAUCAAACACAUGGAAACCAUGUGUUUGAUGUAUUUAAUACCAUUCCACAAAUUCCGCUCCAGUCAUUACCACGAGCCCAUUCUCCCCAAUUAAGUUGCCACCAACAACCUCUGUUGGACUAACACUAUAGGCACUAGUUGUGUUAACAUGAUAAUGUGAGUUGGACUAACUCUAAAGGGGUCAGAGGAUUAGGAUUCAAAUCCUGAAUGACCUGUGUAGAUGAUCCAGUAGUCCUUACACUCUCUAAGUGGGCUGUCGUGUCUAAUUGAUGGAUGAUAGUAACUAUAAAACCUGACUCCUGUCCUCUGCCUAGGCCCUGUUUGUAUUCAUGGCUCUGUCGUUCGCUCGGGAUGAGAUCAUUUGGCUGCUACGACAUGCAGACAACAUCCAGAAGAAGAGCACAGACGACUUUAUUGACAAGUAAGACACAUCCUACUGACUCAACUUGUAGCUAUGGGGUUUCCCUUCACCCCUCAGGAAAUGUAGUGGCCCUGUGUUUACUUCCUGGAAAAGUCUGUGUCAAAAUGCGUCUUCUUGACACAUUUUGCAUCUUGCUUGACUGCCGUCAUGAGACUAAAAGUGAUAUGUCUCAAUGGUUUUUGAAUAAAAUGACCCUUUAAGGAAAGCCGUGGUAUGAAGGAGUAUUGAGCAUACUAAUGAAGUUUAGGUCUUUACAUUUUACAUUUUAGUCAUUUAGCAGACGCUCUUAUCCAGAGCGACUUACAGUUAGUGAGUGCAUACAUUUUCAUACAGGUCUUCUAUUCUCUUAUACUGAAUAAAAAUAUAAACGCAACUUGCAACAAUUUCAACGAUUUUACUGAGUUUCUGUUCAUAUAAGGAAAUCAGUCAAUUGAAAUAAAUUAAUUAGGCCCUAAUCUAUGGAUUUCUCAUGACUGGGCAGGGGCGCAGCCAUGGGUGGGCCUGGGAGGGCAUAGGCCCCCACCCACUGCGGAGCCAGGCCCAGCCAAUCAGAAUGAGUUUAUUAAGGGCAUUAUUACAGACAGAAAUACUCUUCAGUUUCAUCAGCUGUCCAAGUGGCUGGUUUCAGACAAUCCUGCAGGUGCUAGAAGCUGUAUGUGGAGGGGCUGGCGUGGUUAGACGGUUGUGAGGCCGGUUGGAAGUACUGCCAAAUUCUCUAAAAUGACGUUGGAGAAAUGAACAUUCAAUUCUCUGGCAAUAGCUCUGGUGGACAUUUGUGCAGUCAACAUGCCAAUUGCACGCUCCCUCAACUUGAGACAUCUGUGGCAUUGUGUUCUGUGACAAAACUGCAAAUGUUAGUGGCCUUUUAUAGUCCCCAGCACAAGGUGCACCUGUGUAAUGAUCAUGCUGUUUAAUCAGCUUCUUGAUAUGGCACAUCUGUCAGGUGGAUGGAUUAUUUUGGCAAAGGAGAAAUUCUCACUAACAGGGAUGUAAACAAAUAUGUGCACAAAAUUUGAGAGAAUAAGAUUUUUGUGCGUAUGGAAAGUUUAUGGGAUCUUUUAUUUCAGCUCAUGAAACAUGGGACCAACACUUUACAUGUUGCGUUUAUAUUUUUGUUCAGUAUAGAUCAUUCUUGCUAUUCUAUGUCUUCAGGCACAUUGCAGAGCUGAUCUUCUACAUGGAGGAGCUGAGGGCCCAUGUGAGGAAGUAUGGUCCUGUCAUGCAGAGGUACUACGUCCAGUACCUGUCUGGCUUCGAUGCCGUGGUGCUCAACGAGCUAGUACAGGUGAGACUGCUCACUGGAGCUCACAUGGGCUGCCUCCCAAAUGGUACCGUAUUCCCUAUACAGUGCAUACGGGAAGUAUUCAGACCCCUUGACUUUUUCCACAUUUUGUUACUAAAAUUGAUUAAACAAUUUUUUUCCCUCAUCAAUCUACACACAAUAACCCAUAAUGACAAAGCAAAAACAGGUUUAUAAUUUAUAUUUUAAAAAUAUAUACAGUUGAAGUCUGAAGUUUACAUACACUUAGGUUGGCGUCAUUAAAACUCGUUUUUCAAUCACUCCACACAUUUCUUGUUAACAAACUAUAGUUUUGGCAAGUUGGUUAGGACAUCUACUUUGUGAAUGACACAAGUAAUUUUUCCAACAAUUGUUUACAGACAGAUUAUUUCACUUAUAAUUCACUGUAUCACAAUUCCAGUGGGUCAGAAGUUUAUAUACACUGUGCUUUUAAACAGCUUGGAAAAUUCCAGGAAAUGAUGUCAUGGCUUUAGAAGCUUCUGAUAGGAUAAUUGACAUCAUUUGAGUCAAUUGGAGGUGUACCUGUGGAUGUAUUUCAAGGCCUACCUUCAAACUCAGUGCCUCUUUGCUUGACAUCAUGGGAAAAUCAAAAGAAAUCAACCAAGAACUUAGAAAUAAAAUGGUAGACCUCCACAAGUCUGGUUCAAUUUCCAAACGCCUGAAGGUACCACGUUCAUCUGUACAAACAAUAGUACGCAAGUAUAAACACCAUGUGACCACGCAACCGUCAUACCGCUCAGGAAGGAGACGCGUUCUGUCUCCUAGAGAUGCACGUACUUUGGUACGAAAAGUGCAUAUCAAUCCAAGAACAACAGCAAAGGACCUUGUGAAGAUGCUGGAGGAAACGGGUACAAAAGUAUCUAUAUCCACAGUAAAACGAGUCCUAUAUCGACAUAACCUGAAAGGCCGCUCAGCAAGAGAGAAGCCACUGCUCCAAAGCCGCCAUAAAAAAGACAGACUACGGUUUGCAACUGCACAUGGGGACAAAGAUCGUACUUUUUGGAGAAAUGUCCUCUGGUCUGAUGAAACAAAGAUAGAACUGUUUGGCCAUAAUGACCAUCGUUAUGUUUGGAGGAAAAAGGUGGCGCUUGCAAGCCGAAGAACACCAUCCCAACCGUGAAGCACGGGGGUGGCAGCAUCAUGCUGUGGGGGUGCUUUGCUGCAGGAGGGACUGGUGCACUUCACAAAAUAGAUGGCAUCAUGAGGAAGGAAAAUGAUGUGGAUAUAUUGAAGCAACAUCUCAAGUCAGGAAGUUAAAACUUGGUCGCAAAUGGGUCUUCCAAAUGGACAAUGACCCCAAGCAUACUUCCAAAGUUGUGGCAAAAUGGCUUAAGGACAACAGUCAAGGUAUUGGAGUGGCCAUCACAAAGCCCUGACCUCAAUCCUAUAGAACAUUUGAGAGCAGAACUGAAAAAGCGUGUGCGAGCAAGGAGGCCUACAAACCUGACUCAGUUACACCAGCUCUGUCAGGAGGGAUGGGCCAAAAUUCACCCAACUUAUUGUGGGAAGCGUGUGGUAGGCUACCCGAAAAGUUUGAGCCAAGUUAAACAAUUUAAAGGCAAUGCUACCAAAUACUAAUUGAGUGUAUGUAAACGUCUGACCCACUGGGAAUGUGAUGAAAGAAAUAAAAGCUGAAAUAAAUAAUUCUCUCUACUAUUAUUCUGACAUUUCACAUUCUUAAAAUAAAGUGGUGAUCCUAACUGAAUUUUUACUGGAUUAAAUGUCAGGAAUUGUGAAAAACGGAUUUAAAAUGUAUUUGGCUAAGGUGAAUGUAAACUUUCGAGUUCAACUGUACACUAUCAUUCAAAAGUUUGGACACACCUACUCAUUCAAGGGUUUUUCUAUAUUUUUACUAUUUUUUACAUUGUAGAAUAAUAGUGAAGACAUCAAUAUAUACAGAAGAUAGCCCUAUUUGGUAAAAGACCAAGUACAUAUUAUGGCAAGAACAGCUCAAAUAAGCAAAGAGAAACGACAGUCCGUCAUUACUUUAAGACAUGAAGGACAAUCAAUAUGGAAGAUUUCAAGAACUUUGAAAGUCUUUUCAUGUGUAGUUGCAAAAACCAUGAAGCACUAUGAUGAAACUGGCUCUCAUGAGGAAGCCACAGGAAUGGAAGACCCAAAGUUACCUCUGUUGCAGAGGAUAAGUUCAUUUGAGUUACCAGCCUCAGAAAUUGCAGCCCAAAUAAAUACUUAAAAGAGUUCAAGUUACAGACACAUCUCAACAUCAACUGUUCAGAGGAGACUGUGUGAAUCAGGCCUUCAUGGUCGAAGUUCUGCAAAGAAACCACUACUAACGGACACCAAUAAGAAGAAGAGACCUGCUUGGGCCAAGAAACACGACCGGUGGAAAUUUGUCCUUUGGUCUGGAGUCCAAAUUGGAGAUUUUUGGUUCCAACCGCCGUGUCUUUGUGAGACGCGGUGUGGGUGUACCGAUGAUCUCCACAUGUGUAGUUCCCACAGUAAAGCAUUGAGGAGGAAGUGUUAUGGUGUGGGGGUGCUUUGCUGGUGACACUGUCUGUGAUUUUAUUUAGAAUUCAAGGCACACUUAACCAGCAUGGCUACCACAGCAUUCUGCAGCGAUACGCCAUCCCAUCUGGUUUGGGCUUAGUGGGACUAUAAUUUCUUUUUCAACAGGAUAAUGACCCAACACACCUCCAGACUGUGUAAUGGCUAUUUUACCAAGAAGGAGAGUGAUGGAGUACUGCAUCAGAUGACCUGGCCUCCACAAUCCCCCGACCUCAACCCAAUUGAGAUGGUUUGGGAUGAGUCGGACGGCAGAGUGAAGGAAAAGCAGCCAACAAGUGCUCAAUAAAUGUGGGAACUCCUUCAAGACUGUUGGAAAAGCAUUCCAGGUGAAGCUGGUUGAGAGAAUGCCAAGAGUGUGCAAAGCUGUCAUCAAGGCAAAGGGUGGCUAUUUUGAAGAAUCUCAAAUAUAAAAUAUAUUUUGAUUUGUUUAACACUUUUGUGGUUACUACAUGAUUCCAUGUGUGUUAUUUCAUAGUUUUGAUAUCUUCACUAUUAUUCUACAAUGUAGAAAAUAGUAAAAAUGAAGAAAAACCCUUGAAUGAGUAGGUGUGUCCAAACUUUUGACUGGUACUCUAUAUAUGUCACAUUUAAAUAUGUAUCCAGACCCUUUACUCUGUACUUUGUUGAAGCACCUUUGGCAGCGAUUACAGCCUUAAGUCUUCUUGGGUAUGACGCUACAAGCUUGGCACACCUUUAUUUGGGGAGUUUCUCCCAUUCUUCUCUGCAGAUCCUCUCAAGCUCUGACAGGUUGGAUGGGGAGCGUCGCUGCACAGCUAUUUUCAGGUCUUUCCAGAGUUGCUCGAUCGGGUUCAAGUCCGGGCUCUAGCUGGGCCACUCAAGGACAUUCAGAGACUUGUUCCGAAGCCAAUCCUGCAUUGUCUUAGCUGUGUGCUUAGGGUCGUUGUCCUGCUGGAAGGUGAACCUUCGCCCCAGUCUGAAGUCCUGAGCGCUCUGGAGCAGGUUUUCAUCAAGGAUCUUUCUGUACUUUGCUCCGUUCAUCUUUCCCUUGACCCUGACUAGUCUCCCAGUCCCUGCAGCUGAAAAACAUCACCAGAGCAUGAUGCUGCUACCCCCAUGCGUCACCGUAGGGAUGGUGCCAGGUUUUCUUCAGACGUGACGCUUGGCAUUCAGGCCGACAAGUUCAAUCUUGGUUUCAUCAGACCAGAGAAUCUUGUUACUCAUGGUCUGAGAGUCCUUUAGGUGCCUUUUGGCAAACUCCAAGCGGGCUGUCAUGUGCCUGUUACUGAGGAGUGGCUUCCGUCUGGCCACUCUACCGUCAAGGUCUGAUUGGUGGAGUGCUGCAUAGAUGGUUGUCCUUCUGGAAGGUUCUCCUAUCUCCACAGAGGAACUCUGGCGCUCUGUCAGAGUGACCAUCCGGUUCUUGGUCACCUCCCUGGCCAUGGCCCUUCUCCCCCGAUUUUUCAGUUUGGCGGCCAGGUCUUGGUAGUUCCAAACUUCUUUCAUUUAAGAAUGAUGGAGGCCACUGUGUUCUUGGGGACCUUCAAUGCUGCAAACAUUUUUGGUACCCUUCUCCAGAUCUGUGCCUCGACACAAUCCUGUCUCGGAGCUCUACGGACAAUUCCUUCGGUCUCAUGGAUCGGUUUUUGCUCUGACAUGCACUGUCAGCUGUGGGAUCUUAUAUAGACAGGUGUGUGCCUUUCCAAAUCAUGUCCAAUCAAUUUCAUUUACCACAGGUGGACUCCAAUCAAGUUGUAGAAACAGGAUGCACCUGAGCUCAAUUUCGAGUCUCAUAGCAAAGGGUCUGAAUACGUAUGUAAAUAAGGUAUUUCUGUUGUUUUUAUAUUUAAUACAUUUGCAAAAAUUUCAAAUGACCUGUUUUUGCUUCGUCAUUAUGUGGUGUUGUGUGUAGAUUGAGGAUUUGUAUUCAUUUAAUCCAUUUUAGAAUAAGGCUGUAACGUAACAAAGUGUGGGAGAAAGGGAAGGGGUCUGAAUACCUUCUGAAUGCACAGUAUAUAUUGCGCUACAUUUGACCAUGGUCCAGGUCAAAAGUAGUUUACUAUGAAGGGAUUAGGGUGCCAUUUCAGAGGAACUCAUUGUCAAUGUUCUCCCUUUUGGUUUCAUAAUAUCUUAGUAUUUAUGAUCUAGUGUAUGACUGAUGAUGCGGUGUACAGUAAGUACUCUGUUAUAUGCAGGUUGAUUAUUUUGAAGGAAAACAGAGCUGACCACUAGAUGGAGACCAAGUAUUUUCUUGAUUUUAUUUUUUGCUUGGCCAUGUCUCGCUCUCUGAUAUGCAGUGUAAAUUCCUCUUGUAUUUGCUCAGUUGAUCCCCUCACAGUAGCCUACUUGAAACAGUGUCUAACUGAGGCCCUCUCCUCUAGAAUCUGUCCGUCUGUCCUGAGGAUGAGUCCAUUAUCAUGUCCUCCUUCGUCAACACCAUGACCUCCCUCGGCGUCAAACAAGGUAUUCAACCUAACACGGCCUGCCACUCAUAUUACAGAAAUCUAAAAAAUAAACAGUUCCUCAUUUAGACUGUUGUUGUUAACACAGUUCAAUCCAUCCUGUUGCUGUAAAGUAAAUAUUCCAGUUUAGGAAAUGUCUACUUGAUCAUGCUUAGUUGUUUUUAUCUAGCCAUAUUAGCCUUGAGCACUAAAAGCCAUUGUCUGUUGUUUUGGUAAUGGCUGAGUGAUGAACACAUGAAAGGAGGGAGGGCAGAUGGCGAGCAGAGUAGAAGCCUGAGCGGCUCUCCACCUCUCCCCCCUGCUGCCCUCCCUCCUUCCUGUGUCAUGGUGAUCCCAUAUCUGAGUGAAUUGUCUCUGUCGGUGUUACAGUGGAAGACGGGGACGUGUUUGAUUUCAGGGGCAUGAGGCUGGACUGGUUCAGAUUGCAGGUAAGAAGCAAUUCGGAAAAUGAGACCAGCUUUGCGGCUGUGGCUGGGAGGCAGACGUGGGUUCAAAUAGUAUUUGAAAUCCUUUCACAAUACUUUAUCUCUGCUCAAUUGAGCUUGCCUGGUGCAAUGGAACAAAAAUAAUAGUCUCAAAAGUGUCAAACCCAGCCCAUCUGGCACUCCAGUCAGGCUAGAGCAAAGGCUUAAAGUAUUUUGAACGUUUUUGAGUAUUAUUUUAACCCAGUUCUGGGCUGAGAGGCCACUGUGCUCUGUGUGUGUGUGUGUUGUAAUUAGCACUCAUAAUUAGCCAGUAAUGAGAGAGCAGUGUUUAGCAUGCUACACUGCUCCAGUUAGCCUACUCCUGUCACACUGUUUCCUAUCUAUAGGCCACUGUGUGUGUGUGUGUGUGUGUGUGUGUGUGUGUGUGUGUGUGUGUGUGUGUGUGUGUGUGUGUGUGUGUGUGUGUGUGUGUGUGUGUGUGUGUGUGUGUGUGUGUGAGAUGUGGGGGUAGGGGAACCGAUAUAUAACUGCUAUAGGAUCAGUUUUGUCUUUUUGAUUGUAAUGAAUUAGAGGGGGACCUGAUCCUAGAUCCGCACUCCUACUCUAAGACGCUUUGUGAAUACAGGCCCAGAGCUCUGUUCUGUGUGAGAAGCCCCACCGCACAUUAAUUAAUUUAACAGUAAUAGAGAAAAUCUGGCCUGAAAUACUGUGAGGAAGAGGAGUACGCUCUGUCUGUCAUUAGUGACAAAUGUCUAUACAUAAUAAAGACAUCAGUUUAAUUUUUUUAUUCAUGUUCAUGAUGGACAUGUUAUUGAAAAGUGAUGAAAAAUAAAUGUCCAUGCUCUCAGGGAAAAUGACUUCUGGAUAUUGGAGGAUAGAUUCUGGGCCCCAUUCCCUGACCAUUUCUUAAAAAUGAAUUUAGGAAUGAAUGACAAUAAAUAAUCUUCUUUGAAGCAGUAUUUUUUUAAAUCGUUGCAUGCCUUUUAUCCUGUCCCAAAUAAAUCACAACUCACCCCAGAAAAGAGAAAUGGCAUAUUAUUUUCAAGUGUGGUUGAGUUGAGCUCUCUCGCUCUCUUUCGCUCUCUCAAUCACGCUUGACUCCUCAGUACUCUGCUGAGAUCAUCACAACCACCCCUGCUGCCAGGGACCCACAUCACUCUCCCUGACCCGUUGGUCGGCUCGCCGUUUUGCUGCCUUCCGAUUCGCCCAGCCCUCAACUCAGAUGGAUUUUUAGGAUGCGUCCCAAAUGGCGCCCUAUUCACAUUACUUUUGACCAGGGCCCUUUUGAGUUAGGUCUUUAGGCCCUGGUCAAAAGUAGUGCACUACAUAGGGAAUUGGGUGCCAUUUGUGACGCACCGUCCCACUCAACUCCCUCUGAGAUGUUGUUUGAUCUUAGCUCAGGGUCUCGGCAAGAAAUGCUUCAACUUGGAAAAGUUUCUCCGUUUAGUCGGCAGGCAAGGGGAAAAGAGAAAAGCUUCCAUGCGUGGACUGUGGACUGUUUUCCCAACACAGCUGAACAACUAUUUUCUCAAGUCUCAUGGUUUUUCAACUGGCUGCUCUACACCCUUCAUAGCCGGCCUCUUAACACUAUGAUAGCAAAAACAGAACUGCUCAGAUUACAAGAAGCAGGAUGUUGGUUUAUUCACUGUGUUUUUGUGUUCAGUAUGUACAAGAACAGCUGACAAAUAUAUGAACAGCUAUACUGUAUAUACGGUAUAUGCCUGUAUCUACAUAUUCAGGUGCCACUGUGAUCCCUAAAAAUAGAUGGUUGUAAAUAAGAAUAUGUCAGCGAAUAAUCCGAAUUCAUCAAGAUGGUCCUGAAAGCUUCAUGUUUGGCUCAGAACCUAAACCUGUCUGUUCCACAAGCAUCAAGAACACUGCUUCUAAAGGUUCUACCACAUGUGCUCUCUUCUCCUCCGAGCUGCAUGUCAACCACAUAACCCACAAGCCAUGUGAGCAGUUACAGAACUAUGGCAGACACAGACCUUGUCAUAAGCCAUAUCAAUGUUCUUUCUAUCUAUCAAGUACUUUUCUUUAUUUUCUUUAAAUCUCUCAUCGUUUUACUUUGGAAACUAUUGUUGUUUGUCUGAUCCAUUAAGUGAACGUGUUGGAUGAGAAACACAAGCUGCCAUUACCACAGAAAGGUCAUGUUAGUGAUUGUAAUCUAAACUGAGUCUUGCAUCAUGUCAUGAUAUAUCUCCAACUAGCAGAUGUUGAGCCACAGUUGGACUGGAUUGAGGGAAGAGAAACCCUAACCCUCUCUCUUUCUCUCCCUCUCUUUCUCUCUUGUCAUGUCUCUUUUCUCCACGGUGCUGUUUUCCAAUUCUUUUCUGACAAUGGCACCGUGAUCAUCAUGCAACAGCACUUUAACGUUUCGAAAUAGGCCUUGAAUUUCAAUCAUCUUUAAGUUUUGCCCUUGCCUAAUUUUUCUAUAUGUUGUCCUUGCUCAGAUGUUUGAACCAUAGGUGGUUGUGUGAGUUUAGCACCUUCUAAAUGUCUUUAUGUGGCUGUGGUACCAGGUUGGCAUCGAAUGCUCUUUUAGUUGGCAGGCAUUUAGAGAUGUUGAAAAUCAGCGGAACAUGUUCGAGUUAACACUCUCGCUGCAUUUUCUCACACUUGUGUAGCUCACGAUCACUUCUUUCCUUGAAGGAUUUCACGCUUUAUUUUUGGACUCUCAGAUUGAUUCUCUAAGGCCUAGUUGUACCCUGGUAACGCAGAUGUUUCACUGCUCUUGUUGUGUGUCCCAAAUUACACCCUAUUCCCUACAUAUUGCGCCAUAGGGCUCUGGUCAAAUGUAGUGCACUAUGUGAAUAGGGUGCCAUUUGGGACGCAGUUUCAGAACUGUAGCCGUUUUCCUUCUGAAGAUCUCGACGAUCAAAGAAAGCAAUGUCUUGAACUCUUCAGAGACACCAGAGAGAAUCUGUUUUGCAUACAGUCUUGGUUUGAUACCAUAUGCUUUGGGAGGAAAUUGUGUUGUUUGCCCAUUGUCAGUAUCAGCAGUAUCAAGUUAACACGGACGUCUUCCCAGAAAUCCUUCCUUGGAUGUUUAUUUGUUAUUUUUGUAUUUAACCUUUAUUUAACUAGGCAAGUCAGUUAAUUAAGAACAAAUUCUUAUUUACAAUGACGGGCCUACCAAAAGGCAAAAGGCCUUGUGCGGGGACGGGGGCUGGGAUAAAAAAAUAUAGGACAAAACACACAUCACGACAAAAGAGACACCACAACACUACAUAAAGAGAGACCUAAGACAACAGCAUAGCAUGGCAGAAACACAUGACAACACAGCAUGGUAGCAACACGACAUGACAACAACAUGGUAGCAACAGAAUGAUAUGGUAACUCAUCCAACCACACUUUUCCUUCCAGACUCCCACUGACUUCCAAAUUCAAAUCGGAUCAGCCUUUUCUUUCAUUCUUAGGAAAGAGGGAGUUUUUGGGAAUGUGGCAAAGGAACGCUACUAAUAGGAAAACUAUUAUUUGAAAGACUUCAAACUGCAUGAUACCAAAAAUGUGUUGAUUUUGAUAUAUUUGACAAAUAAAAUAGAUAUAAAGCCGCUACAGCUGUAGACAACAUUACAUACAUGAGUAAAGAAUUGUGAACUGUUAAUACGUUUUGUUUUCCCCUGGUUAGGCCUAUACCAAUAAUGCCUUGUUUAUCUCUUGGUUAGGCCUAUACCAGCGUGUCCAAGGCUUCUCUGGGCAUCGCAGACCACCGUGAACUGGGCAAGAUGAUGAAUACCAUUAUAUUCCACACCAAGAUGGUGGAUUCCCUGGUGGAGAUGCUGGUGGAGACAUCUGACCUCUCCAUAUUCUGGUAAGUAAACCUUGUCUGAGCUAGAACAGCCCAAAGGGCAGGAGCAUAUCUCCUGUUUCCGUAGCGUGAGGCAACUUGAUGUACAAGUACACUCCCUGGACAAGAUGCUAGUUUGUAGCAGGGCCUAUUCUGGUAAGGGUCUACAUUUCCAUUUACCUCCAUGUUCAGUUACACAGCCGUUUAAAACAGUAAAAGGUAUUAGGUUAUAUAGACUCUCCAUCUUCUGGAUUCAGAUUCCUAUUUAGAAAAACUUUUUUUAUUUAACCUUUUAUUUAACCAGGAAAAACCCAUUGAGACCCAGAGUCUCUUUUUCAAGGGAGACCUGGCCCAGAAGGCAGCAACAAUCAAUGCAUUACAGAAUUAAAACAUACAACAAUACAAUACAAUUCAACAACAUGAUCCAGCCUAAAAUAAGCAUUUACACUCCUCUGUAACAGAGUCUUCAAUCAAAAAAAAUGUAUUCAUUCAGUGGCACUAACAUAUAUCUAGAUGAAGCAUGGAUUGUAGACUAUUCCAUGCCUCUGGUGCACUAGACAAGAAGGCAGUCUUGCCUAAUACUGUAAAUGUCCUGGGGACUUUAAGUAGCAACCACCUAGCAGACCGGGUAUGGUAACUGCUGGUGGUGAAGGAGACCAGACUACAGUAGCAACCACCUAGCAGACCGGGUAUGGUAACUGCUGGUGGUGAAGGAGACCAGACUACAGUAGCAACCACCUAGCAGACCGGGUAUGGUAACCGCUGGUGGUGAAGGAGACCAGACUACAGUAGCAACCACCUAGCAGACCGGGUAUGGUAACUGCUGGUGGUGAAGGAGACCAGACUACAGUAGCAACCACCUAGCAGACCGGGUAUGGUAACCGCUGGUGGUGAAGGAGACCAGACUACAGUAGCAACCACCUAGCAGACCGGGUAUGGUAACUGCUGGUGGUGAAGGAGACCAGACUACAGUAGCAACCACCUAGCAGACCGGGUAUGGUAACUGCUGGUGGUGAAGGAGACCAGACUACAGUAGCAACCACCUAGCAGACCGGGUAUGGUAACCGCUGGUGGUGAAGGAGACCAGACUACAGUAGCAACCACCUAGCAGACCGGGUAUGGUAACUGCUGGUGGUGAAGGAGACCAGACUACAGUAGCAACCACCUAGCAGACCGGGUAUGGUAACCGCUGGUGGUGAAGGAGACCAGACUACAGUAGCAACCACCUAGCAGACCGGGUAUGGUAACCGCUGGUGGUGAAGGAGACCAGACUACAGUAGCAACCACCUAGCAGACCGGGUAUGGUAACUGCUGGUGGUGAAGGAGACCAGACUACAGUAGCAACCACCUAGCAAACCGGGUAUGGUAACCGCUGGUGGUGAAGGAGACCAGACUACAGUAGCAACCACCUAGCAGACCGGGUAUGGUAACCGCUGGUGGUGAAGGAGACCAGACUACAGUAGCAACCACCUAGCAGACCGGGUAUGGUAACUGCUGGUGGUGAAGGAGACCAGACUACAGUAGCAACCACCUAGCAGACCGGGUAUGGUAACUGCUGGUGGUGAAGGAGACCAGACUACAGAGGUAAAGAGGGAGUUUACCCAAAAGGGCUUUGUAGAUGAACACAUACAAAUGUAGCUUUCUGUGCAUAUAAAGUGAGGUCCAACCCACCAUUUGGGACAAGGUGCCAAUGGUGGGUGAGUGACUUGGCAUUUGUAAUAAAAGCGCAAGAAUACAUGAUUAACAGAGUCCAGUCUCUGUAAGACAGAGGAGGCUGCAUGCAUAUACAACAGGUCACCAUAAUCAAUUACAGAGAGAAAAGUGGCCUGAACAAGCUUCUUUCUAGCCAUAAGUGGGAAGCAAGCUUUAUUACGAAAAAUAAAACCCCAAUUUCAAUAUAAGUUUCCUCACAAGAUUAUCCAUAUGAACUUUAAAGGACAACUUGUCAUCCAACUAUAUACCUAGGUAUUUGUAGGAUGACACUUUUUCAAUGGAUAAGCCACCAGAUGUGACAAUGCUAACCUUCUCUGGCUGAGUGUGAGCUCUGGUAAAGGUCAUAAAUAUAGUUUUUUGUACAUUCAAGACCGGUUUGAGACCAUAAAGGGAGGCCUGCAGUGAAUUAAAAGCAAUCUGGAGCUCUUCAACAGCCUGAACCAGAGAAGGAGAACAUUAAUAUAUGACUAUCAACUGCAUAUAGAUACAACUUUGCUGGUUGCACCCCAUUUCCCAAAUCAUUAAUAAAAAUUGAGAACAACACAGGAGCGAAAAUGGAACCCUGGGGCACACCUCUAUUAAUCUCAAGAAAGCUAGACUUGUAUUUGUCAGCAUAUACACAUUGUGUUCUGUCAGAAAGAUAGUUCCUAAACCAAUUCACUGCCCCUUCACUGAGACCAAUGUUACUGAGUCUAGCUAGCAACAAUUCAUGGUCAACUGAAUCAAAUGUCUUUGAUAAAUCAGCAAACAGAGCAGCACAAUGUUGCUUUAUUAUCAAGUGCAUUUAUGAUGUCAUUUGCCACUGCCAUAGCUGCAGUUGUGGUGCUGUGCCCCGAUCUAAAGCCAGACUGAACCCCGCUCAGUAUGUUAUUUUCAAUUAAGACUUUUUAAAACUUUGAGUUCACUAGGGAUUCAUAGACUUUGGCCAGGAUAGGGAGUUUGGAGAUAGGACGAUCGUUAUUAGCUGAUUUCCAAAUGCUGGGAAUGGAAUUGGUCAAGAGACUCAAGUUGAAAAUGUGAGCCACAGGUUCAGUAAUAAUACCAGCUGCUAUCUUUAAGAGGUAGAGAUCCAGGUUGUCUGGACCUGAAUACUUUUUAGUGUCUACUGCCUUUAGUGCUUUAUAGACCUCAGCUUAGUUAAAAUGGUUCACAUGAGGGCCUAUAUCAUAGUUUACUGUAACAGAGCUUACAUUAGAGGCCUGGCCCCCACCAUUAUCAAAAACUGAACCAGCAGAUAUGAAGUGCUUGUUAAAAAACCCUACAAUAUUGGCUUUAUCCUUCACUUCAUUAGAAUCCAUCAUUAAAUGGUCAGGAAGGCCAGAGGAUACAUUAGAACCUGACACUGAUUUGAUUAGCUUCCAGAGAGUCACACAGUUCUUUAAAAGAGUCAGAUGUAAGCAUGUCCCACUUCAAAUCUCCUAAAAUAAUGAAUUCAGAGUUAUUUAGAGCCAUUGCUGGGCAAUUUCAUUGAAAAAGUAAAAUACUAAUAAAAACACAUCAAAUGUACAUAAAAGUAAAAACAGCAACACCGGAAGACACAACAUCAAUACAAAUAGAUUGGAUCAAAGGUGCAGUGUUCAAGUGGGAGAUUUACCUCAGACUCCAUAUUCAGUUAAAACAUAGUAAAAGGUAAUAGGCUAUAUAGCCAUCACUCAUUCUCUAAAACCCCAUGGUAACUGUCUGUUAGGGGUUUUGUUAUGUUCUUUUUCUUUGUUCGGUAGAGACAGGACAGGAGAGGGUUGGACAGAUUUAGAUAUGAUUGUACCAGAUGGAUGUUUGACGAAGUUUGCAGCUCAUGCUUUCCUCUUUCUAUUCCUCUCCUCUCUUCCUCUCUCUCUCUCCCCUCUGAUAGCUUUUACAGUCGUGCAUUUGAGAAGAUGUUCCAGCAGUGUUUGGAGCUACCCUCCCAGUCUCGUCACUCCAUCUCCUUCCCUCUGCUCUGUACCCACUUCAUGAGCUGCACCCAUGAGCUCUGUCCUGAGGAG
Coregonus sp. 'balchen' is the source of this 35668-nucleotide messenger RNA. NCBI's taxonomy places the organism in Eukaryota, Metazoa, Chordata, Actinopteri, Salmoniformes, Salmonidae. The record is from the annotation of a GenBank genome assembly.